Clonostachys byssicola is the source of this 642-nucleotide messenger RNA. The record is from the annotation of a GenBank genome assembly. Lineage: Eukaryota; Fungi; Ascomycota; Sordariomycetes; Hypocreales; Bionectriaceae.
AUGCCUUUCUCCACUCAUGCCGAGUAUGACCUCACUAAGGAUCCUCAGGCUGUCCCUCAAUUUCUCCUCGAUGCCUUGGUUUUGACGAUUGAUGUCGAAUUUCUUGAGCUAAGCUCAAAGGGCGUCGCCGCCACGGCGAUGAACAACGAAGAAAACCAUGUGGUUCUCAAGUUCUCGCUCCUCGAUGAAUAUCAAGGCCUCAUAACGGUACGCCUGGAUAUGAGAAUCGACGACAGUUGCAAGAGUACUGAGGCGGACAAUCUUGGUAAACUUAUCAUUUAUACUCUUGAUCUGGAAAGAGAAUAUACAUCUUCGGCCCGUACUUGCGCCAUUACUCUGACUGAGGUCUUGAAAUUCGAGGAAAUCAUCCUCAAUAUCACUGAAUCAGGUUUACAGCAUUUCCAAUUUGCUCACAUCGAUGACAGUAUCCAAGUCCUACAUUUGCUGAAAGCAAAAGACCACAUAGCUAUCAGUUACAUAAACCGAGCCUUGGGACAACGUUAUACGCGCGAGGGAAUCUUCGAGUGCCCAAUCGACAAGGGACGCUUCCGCACCUAUGAGCGCCAGGAAACGAACGACAUGCCAUACGCUACAAGGGCAUAUAAUUACGUACUGCGUAUGGAUGCUUUCAUGUCUUCAUGA